ACGGGCGCCAUGGAGGCCGUGCCCCGCAUGCCCAUGAUCUGGCUGGACCUGAAGGAGGCCGGCGAGUUCGCCUUCAACGCCGCCGUCAAGAAGUUUGUCUUGAAGAACUACGGGGAGAACCCGGAGAGCUACAACGAGGAGCUGCGCAAGCUGGAGGCGCUGCGGCAGAACGCCGUCAACGUCCCCAGGGACUUCGAGGGCUGCAGCACGCUGCGGAAAUACUUCGGGCAGCUCCACUACCUGCAGAGCCGGAUCCCGAUGGGUGCCGAGCAGGAGGCCGCGGUCCCCAUCGCGUGGACCGAGAUCUUCUCGGGCAAGACGGUGACCCACGAGGACAUCAAGUACGAGCAGGCGUGCGUCCUCUACAACCUGGGUGCGCUGCACUCCAUGCUGGGCGCCAUGGACAAGAGGGUGUCAGAGGAGGGCAUGAAGGUUUCGUGCACCCACUUCCAGUGCGCUGCCGGGGCCUUCACCUACCUGCACCACUUCCCCCACUCGUACAGCGUGGACAUGAGUCACCAGAUCCUCAACCUCAACAUCAACCUCAUGCUGGGCCAAGCGCAGGAGUGCCUGCUGGAGAAAUCCAUGCUGGACAACAGGAAGAGCUUCCUCGUGGCCCGGAUCAGCGCCCAGGUGGUGGAUUACUACAAGGAGGCCUGCCGGGCGUUAGAGAACUCGGAGACGGCCUCGCUGCUGGGCAAGAUCCAGAAGGACUGGAAGAAGCUGGUUCAGAUGAAGAUCUACUAUUUUGCCGCCGUGGCCCACCUGCACAUGGGAAAACAGGCCGAGGAGCAGCAGAAGUUCGGGGAAAGGGUCGUCUACUUCCAGAGCGCUCUGGAUAAGCUCAACGAGGCUAUCAAGCUGGCAAAGGGCCAGCCCGAAACCGUCCAGGAAGCCCUGAGGUUCACCAUGGACGUGAUCGGCGGCAAGUACAAUUCGGCCAAAAAGGACAACGACUUCAUCUACCACGAAGCCGUGCCCGCCUUGGACACCCUGCAGGCCGUGAAAGGUGCCCCGCUGGUGAAAGCCCUCCCCGUCAACCCCACGGACCCGGCUGUCACCGGCCCCGAUAUCUUCGCCAAGCUGGUGCCCAUGGCUGCCCACGAGGCCUCCUCGCUCUACAGCGAGGAGAAGGCCAAGCUGCUGAGAGACGUGAUGGCCAAGAUCGAAGCCAAGAACGAAGUGCUGGACCAGUUCAUGGACUCCAUGCAGCUGGACCCCGAGACCGUGGACAACCUGGACAUGUACAGCCACAUCCCUCCCGUCCUGAUGGAGAAGUGCGCCGCGCUCAGCGUGCGCCCCGACACCGUCAAGAACCUCGUCCAGUCCAUGCAGGUGCUCUCUGGGGUCUUCACCGACGUGGAGGCCUCCCUGAAGGAGAUCCGAGACCUCCUCCAGGAGGACGAGGCUCAGGAGCGGAAGCUGCAGGAGCUGCUGGGGAAGGGCCCGGCGCCGCGGGGCUCCCCUCCGCCGCCCUCCGCGGGGCUGGCCGAGGUCAGCAAGGAGUGCUCCAAGUACAUGGAGGUGCACGAGAAGGCCAGCUUCACCAACACCGAGCUGCACAAGGCCAUGAACCUGCACAUCGGCAACCUCCGCCUCCUCGGCGGGCCGCUGGAGCAGGUCCGGGCCGCGCUGCCCUCGCCCGCGUUGACCGAAGACGACAAGCAGGUGCUGCAGAACCUGAAGCGGAUCCUGGUCAAGGUGCAGGAGAUGCGGGACCAGCGCGUGUCCCUGGAGCAGCAGCUGCGCGAGAUGAUCCAGAAGGACGACAUCACCACCUCGCUGGUCACCGCCGACCGCUCCGAGAUGAAGAAGCUCUUUGAGGAGCAGCUGAAGAAGUACGACCAGAUCAAGGUGUACCUGGAGCAGAACCUGGCCGCCCAGGAGAACAUCCUGAAGGCGCUGACGGACGCCAACGUCAAAUACGCAGCCGUGCGCAAGGCCCUGGCCGAGGUGGAGCACAAGUGGAAUGCCACCGUCCAGACCUUGGUGGCCUCCUACGAAGCCUACGAGGACCUGAUGAAGAAGUCCCAGGAGGGGAAGGAUUUCUACACCGACCUGGAGGGGAAAGCCGCCAAGCUGCUGGAGAAGGCGCGGGCGGCCUGCCAAGCUGCCGAAGCCAACCGGCAGCAGAUCCUGGAGAAGGAGAUGAAGAAGCACCCGCCCCCCCGCCCCACGGCCCCCAAGCCGGCCCUGCAGAAGAAGCCUCCGGAGCUGGAAGCGGGCGGGCCGGAGGCAGCCGAGGUGCCGCAGCUCGGCUCCCUGGGCUUGGCCGACCUGCCCGAGGAGCUGCGCAGCCUGCCCCCCGACGUGCUGGCCGGGCACCUGGCCCGCCUGCCCCCCUCCACGCUGGCCGCUCUCGCCCUCGACCCGCUCUUCCCCGCCGCCCCCCUGGUCCGCGGCGCGGUGCAGCCCGGCUACGCGGGGCCCCACGUGCUGCCCCCACGCUCGUCCCCGCAGCACGGCCCCGCUGCCUCCUACGGCCUGGGCCAAGCCGGGCUGCCCGCACCCGGCCCCCUCAGGCCCCCAGCCAUGGGGCCGGCCCCCGUGGGUGCCCAGCCACCACCCGCGGGUGGCCCCGAGCAGGGCCCGGCCACCCGGCCGGCCACCACCACCGUGGACAGCGUCCAGGCCCCCAUCUCCAGCUGCGCGGCCCCCCCACGGCUCCCCAGCCAGGGCCCGGCCGUGCCCCCCGGUGGCUUCCUGCCCCCCCAGCGCCCGGGCGCCCCCCCCGCCUCCUUCCCCUACGCCCCGGGGGGGCUGCAGCAGCCUUUCGGGCAGCCGGCUCCGCACCCCUUCCCUCCUGGGCAGCACCCCCACGCCGCCUUCGCCCCCGCGGCGCAGCUGCAGCCCGGCAUGGAGCUGCCAGCUCGCCCCCAGGGCCUGGGGGGCCCCCAGCAGUUCCCCCCCCAAGCCCCCUUCCUGCCCCCCGGGCGACCCCAGCUCCCGCUGCCCUUCCAGCCCCCGGCCCGGCCCCCGCUGCCCCCCCAGUUUGCCCAGCAGCCCUUCUCCGGCCCCGUGGGGCAGCUGCCCCCCCCAGCCCCUGGCCAGCCCCCGCUGUGCCCCCAGCUCUACCCGCUGCCCGGCCAGGACAAGCUGCCCCCCCACGGGCUCCCCCCGCACACGGGGGCCCUGCCCUUCACCGGCCAGUCGGGCCCCCACCACGCCGCCCCUUCUCCCAGCCCGGUCCUGAGCCAGAUGCAGGGCCCGGUGGUGGUGCAGGGCCCUCUGGUCCCCUCCCCGGCACCGUCCCCGCAGCCGGCCCUGCCCCUGCAGCCCCCGGCUCUGGUGCCCGGCUCCGGCGCCCCGCCGCAGAGACCUCCGCCCUCGCUGACCCCCGGCGCGGCCCCGGGCCCCGGCGAGGCCCCCUUCCAGCGGCAGAGCUCCUCCACCGACGACCUCCUGUCCUCCAGCCCCGAGAGCCAGCACGGCGGCUCCAAGGCGGCCGUGGGCCAGCCGCUGCUGCAGCCCACCAAGGCCGACGCCAAGGAGGGCCAGAAGCCCAAGGCCCUGCAGCUCAUCGAGAACGACCCCUACGAGAAGCCCGAGCGCGUCCUGCGCCUGCUGGCUGAGCUCGACCGCUUCCGCGGGCUGGUGGAGCGCCUGGAGCGCCCGGCGCCCGGCGGCGCCGCCGCCACCGAGCUGGACGCGGUGUGGAAGGAGCUGCAGGACGCCCAGGAGCGCGACGCCCGGCAGCUCUCCAUCGCCAUCGCCCGCUGCUACUCCAUGAAGAACCGGCACCAGGACAUCAUGCCCUACGACCGGAACCGCGUCGUCCUCCGCUCGGGCAAGGACGACUACAUCAACGCCAGCAGGGUGGAGGACCUCUCGCCCUACUGCCCCACCGUCAUCGCCACCCAGGCGCCGCUGCUGGGCACCGCCGCCGACUUCUGGCUCAUGAUCUACGAGCAGAAGGUCUCCGUCGUCGUCAUGCUGGUGUCGGAGCAGGAGCUGGACAAGCAAAAGGUGCUGCGCUACUUCCCCGCGGAGCGGGGCCAGCCCGUGGUGCAGGGCCCCGUCACGCUCGUCCUCACCGGCCUGAAGGCCGCCCCCACGCACGUGGAGCGGAUGAUCACGCUGCAGUACCGCGACCAGAGCCUCAAGCGCACCGUCGUCCACCUGCAGUUCACCUCCUGGCCCGAGCUGGGCCUGCCCGACAGCAAGGGGAGCCUCCUGCGCUUCAUCCAGGAGGUGCACGGCCACUACCUGCACCAGCGCCCGCUGCACACCCCCAUCGUCGUGCACUGCAGCUCCGGCGUGGGCCGCACCGGGGCCUUCUGCCUGCUGUACGCGGCCAUGCAGGAGGUGGAGGCGGGCAACGGCAUCCCCGACCUGGCCCAGCUGGUGAAGCGCCUGCGGCAGCAGCGCAAGCACAUGCUCCAGGAGAAGCUCCACCUCAAGUUCUGCUACGAGGCCGUCCUGCAGCACGCGGAGCAGGUCCUGCACCGCCACGGCGUGGGCACGCCGCCCGUCCCCAAGCCCCCCAACAGCACCUCCCCCAAGCUCUACUUCCACCAGGACCCGCAGGACCUGGUGCUGGGGGGGGACCUGUCCAUCAGCUCCAUCCAGGCCACCAUCGCCAAGCUCAGCAUCAAGCCCGCGGGAGUAGGGGGGGAGCCUGGGGGGGCCUGGGGGCCUGAUCCUGCCCCGCUGGCGCCAUUGCCGGCGCUUCCCGACGGCGCGCUGGAUGGCGUGCUGGAUGGCAGCGCCGCGCCCCUCCCUGAGCCAACCCCCCCAGCGCCGCCCGUGCCCGAGCCCCCUGCCGAGGCCGAGAGCAGCAACCACGUGGAGGAGAGCCCCGAGCCCCCCGCGGCCGAGCCCCCGGCCCCCCCGGCCUCCGCUCCCUCCUCCUCGUCGCUGGAGCUGCUGGCCUCCCUCACGCCCGAGGCCUUCACCCUGGACGCGUCCCUGAAGGGCAAGCAGCGGAUGAACAAGCAGAACUUCCUCCAGGCGCAGACGGGCGAGGGGCUGCGGGGGCCCCGGCCCAGCGAUGACCCCCUCAGCAUGCUCGACCCGCUCUGGACACUCAACAAGAGCUGA
Messenger RNA from Cygnus atratus (black swan), 5040 nucleotides. RefSeq names its product protein tyrosine phosphatase non-receptor type 23 (gene PTPN23). Gene Ontology annotation, cellular component: endosome. The record is from RefSeq and is a predicted model, not a curated record. Gene Ontology annotation, molecular function: protein tyrosine phosphatase activity; protein binding. Gene Ontology annotation, biological process: protein transport to vacuole involved in ubiquitin-dependent protein catabolic process via the multivesicular body sorting pathway; protein dephosphorylation; early endosome to late endosome transport. NCBI's taxonomy places the organism in Eukaryota, Metazoa, Chordata, Aves, Anseriformes, Anatidae.